This is a messenger RNA of Triticum dicoccoides, 1788 nucleotides long. RefSeq names its product SEC14 cytosolic factor-like. Lineage: Eukaryota; Viridiplantae; Streptophyta; Magnoliopsida; Poales; Poaceae. The record is from RefSeq and is a predicted model, not a curated record. The coding region runs from base 199 to 1578 and encodes 459 amino acids. The transcript has 6 exons.
CCGGGAGCGCCCUCUGGCUUAAACGGCACCUUCGCCCCCGCCCGCGGCUUAUAAUACUCCUCCUCCUCCUCGUCGUCUCCAUUCAGUCCCUUCCUGCUUCUCUCUCUCAGGCCACCGCCACCCGCUGUCCUCUCUCCCGUAGUUGGUUCGUUCACACUCGCCCCGCUCCUCCGUGUCCAUCUCCUCCCUCUCGGCGACAUGGCGAAGGUCGCUGCCAUGGCUAUGGAGAAGGUGGACGCCAAGGACCGGGAGAAGAUCGAGGCCGUCCGCAAGGUGAUGCGCAAGCAGGCGCCGCUCUCCCCCAAGCAGGCGGAGUACUGCAACGACGCGUGCGUGGAGCGGUUCCUCCGGGCCAAGGGCGACAACGUGAAGAAGGCGGCCAAGACCCUGCGCGCCGUCCUCUCCUGGAGGGAGACCAUCGGAGCAGAUCACAUCAUGGCCGACGAGUUCUCCGGCGAGCUGUCCGACGGCAUGGCCUACGUCGCCGGGCACGACGACGAGAACCGCCCCGUCCUGAUGUUCAAAAUCAAGCAGGAUGACUACCCCAAGUACCAGCCCCAGAAAUCGUUCGUGCGGUUCCUGGUGUUCACGCUGGAGGUGGCGGUGGCGUCCAUGAACCGCUUCGUGGACGAGUUCGUGCUCCUCUUCGACGCAAGCUUUUUCCGGUCGGCGUCGGCUUUCCUCAACCUGCUGAUGGGCACGCUCAAGAUCGUCGCCGACUACUACCCCGGCCGCCUCCACCGCGCCUUCGUCAUCGACCCGCCCUCCCUCUUCUCCGUCAUGUGGAAGGGGGUGCGGCCGUUCGUGGACCUGGCGCCGGCGACGGCGGUGGUGAGCUCGCUGGACUUCGAGGACUCGCUGGAGGAUGCGUCCUUCACGGCCUACCCGCGGACGGCGUCGCUGCGCUUCGAGCCGUCCGUGGCGGCCGCCGUGCUGACGGCGGGGGGGAAAGGGGGAGCCGCCGUGGGCUCCGCCUCCUCGCGCUUCGCCUUCAGCGUGUCGGACAACGCGCUCAAGCCGUGGUACCUCUCCACCACGCCGGCGCCGGGCCCGCGCUCCGUUGUGCCGGCCUCCUCCAGCCCCUCCCUCGUCGGCGCGUCCCCGCUCUCCGCGCGCUCCUUCUCCUUCGCCUCGCCCGCCGCGCGCUCCACGCCCACACCCCUCCAGCAGCAGCAGCAGCCGCGCGCCACCCGCGCGCCGCCGACGCCGUCCGCGGCCAAGGGAGGGCAGAAGGCGCCCUCCCCUCUGCCGCCGACGCCGCCGCCGCAGCAGCAGCAGUUCCCGCGGACGCCGAGGCCGUCGUUCCUGCAGUCGCCGUUCACGUUCCGCAAGGACGGGCAGGCGAGCCGGGUGGAGCGGGAGCGCGAGUCCUUCCUGCCCUUCCUGCGCUUCUACCGCCGGCCCUACGACGAGAUCACCUACCGCGCCAUGAUGCGGCGGCCGCUGGGCGGGCUCAUUGCCAUCGUCGCCGAGGACUUCAGGCCGAUGCCCGCCCAGCCGCCGCUGCGCCGGCACGCCGGAGCGCUCCAUCACCAGCACCACCACCAUCAGCACCAGCACCAGCACCAGAGGAUCUGAGCGUCUUCGAUCUCCAUACAGCUUACAACAUAAUCCAAUGCUACAUCAUCUCGCUAAGUCAUUAAUCUUUUGGCAACAUUUUCCCCCGGGUACUUAGUAUUUACUCCUACCGACCGCCUAUGAUAUGAUAUCAUACCUUCUGAAUCCAGCCAUUGUAAGAUAACAGCCCUGAAAUUGUGAGUAAAAUCGACCCCUUUCUUUCUGCUCCCA